Ambispora gerdemannii is the source of this 1440-nucleotide messenger RNA. NCBI's taxonomy places the organism in Eukaryota, Fungi, Glomeromycota, Glomeromycetes, Archaeosporales, Ambisporaceae. The record is from the annotation of a GenBank genome assembly.
AUGCAGGCGUAUCAACAAACACCCCCGCAAACUACUCAAACUUCAUCCUCGCAACAGCCAUUACCACUACCACAGUCUUUUAUAAAUACGGCAGCGGCGACGGGGGCGGGAGGAAGUCUCCAUGAUCUAUGUAAUCAAGUUGGUUGCCAUCGACCGAAAUUUGUAGACUCUAACGGGCAAAUUUAUUUAUUUUGUGGUCAAUCUAAUUGUCUUUCUAUACCGUCAUCAUCAAUAGCAUCAUCACAAAAUAUCUUGAUAAAUAACAGUAAUAAUAAUCUUAUUCAACAAUUGUCACCAUAUCAAAUAUCACAACAACAAACUGCUGCGAAUAAUAUAAAUAAUAUAACAUCACAAAUACAAGUACGGCAAUCAAGUCCAUCAUCAACUCGUGCUGCCGCUGUUUCCCCUUGUGUUGUUCCUCAUCAAAACCGAGAAUCAACCUCGACAACAUUUCCGAAUCAAUUGAGACAAGAUUCUGCAUCUUUAGGGGGAGGCGGCGGGGGAGGACCGAUUCGGGUCGAUACUAAGAAAUUGAGGGAACAACAUGCAAUUGCAUUAAAACAAGCUGCUAAUAAUAGUUCCAAUGUUGGUAAUCCACUACCACCAUUAUUAUUUCCGUUUAAUUCGCUAUUAACACAACAACCACAGCAACAACUGACUCCCGCGCAGCAACAAGCCUUAAGAAAUCAUAUGUUAACAAUGCAAAUACUGCAACAACCUGUAUGCAUGAAUCAUAAACCAUCAUCAUCAACCAACAACACCAGCACAUAUAAUCCAUUAAAAACACCUCCAAUACCGUCAAUAAAUGCUAGUGAUCGAAAACGGUGUGCUCUUUCCACAUGUCAUAACCUUGCAUACAUUGAUCCUCAAGACCCAAAAAAAUACAAAGCUUACUGUUCAGCAAGAUGUUACUGGGGUCAAGUAUCAAAACAGACUCAGACAUUACCAACCUUGCUCGAAUCCCACGAUCUGGACUACAUGGCAAUCCAUGAGAAAUUCAUUGCUGAUCUACCUCGAACACAAGUCCUUGCAAUUAUUCGCCUGCAAAUGUCACGCGAGAUCUCUCGAAAUUUCUUCGAAUAUCGAAAGAAUCUCGCAAUAACAAAUAAAGUGAAGCCCGAAGCAUUGACGCAUCGCAUGUUUCAUGGGACAAAGACUGGUUGUGAUCCGACGGAAAUGCUGUGCUAUAAUCGAUUUUGCGAGAAAUCGUGUGGUAUGUGUGGAAUUGUCAGGGAAGGGAAUCGGAAGGAAUUUUCUAGAUAUGCUGGCAAAAUGUGGUUUGCUGCCAAUUCUUCGAUAUCUUUGAGUUAUUGCGGCUGUAAUAGUGUAAAGGCAAUGUUCGUUAUAGAUGUUGUUCAUGCUGACUGCGGAUCUAUUAUUAUCGUUGAUCGAGAUGAAGCAACUCUUCCGCGAUAUCUAAUCAUAUUCCGAACAAAUUAA